AUGUAUGUAUGUAUGUAUGUAUGAACAAAUAGUGGCAGAAUAGCUGUGCUCAUUGUGUAAUGUCUACGAACUCGCAUUAAAGUGCCAAAGCAAAGGGUUAGCCUCGUUUACCAGCAGUCCCUUAAUGAGCUCGCAGGCAAAACGUCAAAAGUUACUAACAACAACUGCAAAUACAAAAUAAUAACAAGAAGUAACUAGCAAACUAGACCAACCAAACAAGUAAAGCGCAAUUAGCGGAAAUCGAUUGCGGGCGCUGUGAAUUUUGUAAAGAUUUCUUAGCCAGUUGGUCUAAGCGUCGGGGCGGUCGUUAGCCUUCAACAGUCAACAAAGCAGUCAGGCCGUCAGUUGGUCGGCCGUUGGCGUCUGACAAGCUGAAUUUUCAUUUCUCUUUUGUGCAUUUUUCUGCUCAUUUGUUUUGUUGAAGGGCUCACCGCAAAGUAAAAAUAAGAAACUAAAAAAUAAAUUACCAACAUGCGCUUUUGUAAUUAGUCGUUGGCAGCAAAGUAAUUUUAUGCACGAGGAAGGUACUAAAAAGAAGGGUCCAUAAAACACAAAAAAAAACUUUAUAAAACGAGCAACAAGAAGCAUAACUAAAGAAUAUUGAAAAAUAAAUAAAGAUACAAAGUGAACUUACUUACUUAAGAAGUGCAGUUAAAAGAGAAAAGUGUAAAAGUACACAGUAAACAAACAACGAAGCACCAGAAGAGCUUAAGCGCCAGCUUAACGAUUCCAAGAAGCAUCACAUCCUCAGCACAUUUCGGUCAACAGUGGAGAAGAGUGUAUACAUUAACGAAAAAUCUCAACAAAAAUGGUGCAAAAAUUCCAAUCGCCCGUUAGGGUCUACAAACACCCGUUCGAGUUGGUUAUGAAGGCCUACGAAUGCCGCUUUCCGAAAUGUCCACAAAUGCCCAUCGUACUCGAUUGCGAGAUCGUCAAAGAUGAGGUCUUGGAGAACGGCGCGAAACGCAAUACAAGUCGACGUUGCAAAUUGGCCGUCGAUGCGCCGUAUAUUUUCAAAAAGCUAAUAGGUGUAGACUUUGUAUAUUUCCUGCAACACAACUACCUCGAUAUGGCCAAUCGCACACUGAAUAUAGAGGCUGUGAACGAGAGCUUCUCAUCACGCAUAGAAAUCUUCGAACGUUGCCGUUACUAUGCACAUCCCGACAAUCCCGAGUGGACCUGUUUCGAUCAGACUGCCACAUUGGAUAUUAAGAACUUUUUUGGUUUCGAACACUCCAUGGAGAAGAUGGGCAUGAAGCAAUACACACAAACCACGCUGAAGGGUAAGGAAAUCAUCGAGUAUUUCAUAAAUGAACUGAAAGAGAAGGGCGUCACCAAUGUGGAACGUUGGGUGCCGCCAGUAGAUGCACCCUGUUCGCCCACCACACGUGAAGCCAGCGAGGAGCCAGCACAGAAACUCAAAGAUGAGGAAAGGCGUCGCUCCUCACACGACGUGCUGCUCGAUGGCGAUUUUAUAGCGAAAAAUUUGGGUACACUCACACCGAUGCAGGCGUCAAAACUGUUGGAGCUGCGAAAAAUGCUGAAUGGUGUCGAGGACUUGGAGCAAAUGCCAAGUUAUCAGACCAUACUGCGUUUUUUGACAGCACGCGACUGGCACGUGAACCAGGCCUGCACCAUGCUCAAGGAUUCGCUGAAGUGGCGCAAGGAGCACAACAUCGACUCGCUGGUUAAGGACUACAAGGCGCCGGCAGUUGUAGUGAACCACUUUCCGGGCGCAUGGCAUCAUCACGACAAGGAUGGACGUCCGAUUUAUAUACUACGCUUGGGUCACAUGGACGUGAAAGGUCUGCUGAAAUCCAUCGGUACUGAAGGUUUACUAAAGCUCACGCUUCACAUCUGUGAGGAAGGCAUGCAACGCAUCAAGGAGUCCGCCGAAAAGUUGGGUCAACCUGUGUUGAGUUGGUGUAUGCUUGUGGACUUGGAGGGUCUUUCCAUGCGUCAUCUCUGGCGCCCGGGUGUAAAAGCUCUGCUCAAUAUCAUCGAAACGGUCGAGCGCAACUACCCCGAAACGAUGGGUCGCGUGCUAGUCGUGCGUGCGCCGCGCGUCUUUCCCAUCGCCUGGACAAUUGUGAGCGCUUUUAUACAUGAGAAUACGCGCUCUAAAUUCCUAUUCUACGGCGGUCCCGAUUGUCUACACAUGAAAGACGGCUUGGAGCAGUACAUCGAUUCGGAGAUCAUACCGGACUUUUUGGGUGGCCCAUGUAAGACACUUAUACAUGAAGGUGGACUCGUGCCAAAAACGCUCUAUAAAAUGAACUCGCUCGAAGACGACGAUGCGGAGGAGGAGGAGGCCAAAAAGACGCUGGAAGCCGGUGGCGCACUGAUGCACGACCAUCGUAGUCUCUAUAAAACCGUUGAACUGCGCACCGGUUACAUACACGAGGUUAUUAUACCGAAUGAGGACCCGAAAAGUGUGCUCACCUGGGACUUUGACGUGAUGCGCAGUGAUCUACACUUCACAUUGUAUCGCGCCACUAAAGAGCUGCCGCCAAAAACUGACACCUCUGUUUCCAUAUUCGAUAUGAGUGACUUCGUGGAGGGCGAACACUACUUCAAGGAGGAGCCAACGCUCAUUUGUCGGCACCGCGAAAGUGUGCAGGGUUCCCAUGUAAUGCACCACACACACUCCUACAUCAUGCAGUGGUUCAGCCCGUCGAGCGGCGCUGAAGGCCCCGCACAAUUGAACUUCUUCUACGAAGUGCUCAGCUCGGCCAACUACAAAGGAUCCAUGACCAGCCUGCAAUCCGGUUUCUCAUCAUCCUCCGCUGCCAGCUCGUGUCAGAGUCGAUGAUAUGAAGCGAACAACGGCGCGGCCUGCAGCAGUGCGGCAGCACGUGCGGAGCAUGCCAACGGGUUGGUGGCGGUCGUUGAUACAGCAGCGGGGAAGCAACAGCAACAGGAGCAUAAAGGGGAGGAGCAGGUGCAUGCGCAUGGCAUUAUGGCGGCGAAUUCGCUGAUGGAGAAGACAUUGAACUGAGUUGGAAAUGAGAGUGUAUGUGUAGCGCAAAUAAAUACACACUUAACUUUCGUUUUUAAACUCAGAAUAAUAUAAUUUAGUGUUACAUAAUGUUAAUAUGAAAGCAUGAAUAGUUUAAUAAAUCAUAAAGAUGCUAUAAUUUAAUUUAAGACAAAAGAAUAACUUGGAACCUGGCUUUUAAAUAGCGUUUUAAUAGAGUAAAUAAUAUUUUUUAGCCAAAGCUGCUGUGUCAUGUGCGAGCGAGUUGGCAAAAAAUUGCAAUUUUAAACAAUCUUAAUUUUAUAUUAACGAAUUUUAUAGCUAAAAUUGAAAUGACUGCAAAAGCAAAUAGAAAACGCAGAAAUUGCUUGUGUGAAAGUGGCGUUUAUUAACGCCAUUGCUUUGUUUUGAAAGUGUAAUGUCAUCGAUAAAUCGAUAACAGCGUGUACAAUAAUUAUUUGUCAGUAGCAAACAAUCAUGAAUGCAAUAAAAUAAAACAAAAAUAUUACAGCCGCAUCGAAAUGUGCAAUAACAUUUACCUACAGACGCGUACAUAUUUUUGAAGAACUUACAAGAAACUACGAAAUAACGCCGAUACAAAACAAUAAACGAUUUAAAAUAUAAUAAAUAAAUGCAGUGCAAUUAUUUUUGACGAAAAUUCAGCAAAGGAAUUGUCGCUAAUUUUAUAUAAUGAGCACAACACAAUAAGCGCAAAAACAAUAAUUCAUAAAAAACGUAUUUUUUCGCGGUAGCGAUUGUUUUUAAUGGAAAAAUCAACGAUUUCAAGAAAUUUUUUUAAUUGUUUAAUUGUAAAUUUCUGCAAAAAAAACUUUAAGAACAUUUCCCAAAGAAGAUAAAUACCUUUUUAAGUUAUCUUACUAUUUUUUUUCCAAACUUUCCUAAAAAAAAUUUGAAAAUUUGAGGCGAUAUACAUAUGUAUGUAUGGUGUAGCUGCAGCAACGCGAUUAAUUGCUAAUUUCUGC
Messenger RNA from Bactrocera tryoni, 3960 nucleotides. It is a transcript of the gene retm, whose product is annotated as protein real-time. Gene Ontology annotation, cellular component: cytoplasm. The record is from RefSeq and is a predicted model, not a curated record. NCBI's taxonomy places the organism in Eukaryota, Metazoa, Arthropoda, Insecta, Diptera, Tephritidae. Bases 809 to 2812 code for a protein of 667 amino acids. The transcript is spliced from 7 exons.